Molecule: messenger RNA, 183 nt
Organism: Clonostachys rhizophaga
Lineage: Eukaryota; Fungi; Ascomycota; Sordariomycetes; Hypocreales; Bionectriaceae
Source: the annotation of a GenBank genome assembly
AUGGGUUGCGAGGAUAUGGACGAGGAGCUUGGCCCUCAACAUGUGAUAGCCCAAUGGCAACCCGUGCGCAGGCAGAGAGAAGGGAAGGAUCCGGCAAACGUGGUGGAGAUGGAGGCUAGGAAAAAGGAGAAGGGCCGAGAGAGCACAGGGCGAGGCUGCACAGAAUGCGGAAAGCCGGGGUGA